Messenger RNA from Helicoverpa zea (corn earworm), 2865 nucleotides. RefSeq lists its product as uncharacterized. The record is from RefSeq and is a predicted model, not a curated record. Lineage: Eukaryota; Metazoa; Arthropoda; Insecta; Lepidoptera; Noctuidae. The transcript has 13 exons. Gene Ontology annotation, biological process: proteolysis. Bases 105 to 2705 code for a protein of 866 amino acids. Gene Ontology annotation, molecular function: zinc ion binding; metallocarboxypeptidase activity.
UUCAAAUGUAGGGAUAACAGAAUUAAAUGCGUUGAUGAUAAAUACAUAAUUUGUAAUUGAAAUUCUUUCAGUUGACUUCUAAUGUGAAUAGGUAGGAAUUAAAAAUGAUUUUAGAGCUAAUUUUGUUAAGUGUUUUAGCUAUAAUUAGUGCAGAAAAAGUGAGAUAUGACAACUAUGCGUUAUACAAAGUGAAUCCCGAAACUGAGGAACAAUUAAAGUUCCUAAAGGACUUGUAUGAGAAGAAUGAAGAAUAUGACUUCUGGAAGGCCCCUAGUCAUGUUGGAGAAUAUGUGAGCUUAGUUUCUCCACCUGAAUUGAAAGAAGAGCUAGAACAUUCUUUGAAGAAACGCAGUAUUUACUCUGAGAUGACAUUAAACAAUUUACAAGAAGCAUUUGAUGCCCAACUCUAUAGCAGAAGAAAGCGUGAUACUAGAGAAGGAUUGUACUGGACCAACUACCAAACAAUUGAUGAAAUAUAUGGAUGGUUCUCCGAUUUAGAAAGGAACAAUAGUAAUAUUGUCAGUGUUGUUACAAUUGGACAAACUCAUGAAGGCAGAAACAUCACUGGAAUCAAAAUAUCUUGCGGCUCUGGUGACCGAGUAUUCUUCUUGCAAGCCGGAGAGCUUGGCGCUGAUUGGCUCUCUCCCGUCAUCUUGACUUACAUUGCCAACGAGCUGAUCUUCAGCAAUGACCCUGAGAUUAAAGCUGCAGCCGAAGACUUUACCUGGUACAUCUUUCCGCUCACCAAUCCUGAUGGCUUCCAAUUCUCUCAAGAUUCGGUAAGACUUUGGAUGAAAAAUAGAAGGCCAAUCAGUACUGGCGUCAUUGGAGUAGAUUUGUCCAAAAACUGGAAUUCUCAAUGGGGAGUGAGCGGCGGCAGUCACUCACCUUCAGCAUCCAACUUUAUUGGUGAAGGACCUUUUUCUGAGCCAGAGACCAGACAGUUAUCCAAUUUCAUUGAUAGUGUCAGUUCGAAGCUCACUGCUUUUCUAUCGUUCCGGUCUUUUGGACAACGGUUCCUCAUUCCUUUUGCGCACUCCAAUGAUCCAAUUUACAAUUAUAAUGAAAUGGUAACUAUCGGCAGACGAGCAAUGGGCUCGUUAGCAGUUCGCUACAACACACAAUAUCUUGUUGGAACCUCAAGAGCCGUGCAUGAUGGUGCAACAGGAUCCAUAACAGACUGGGUGAAAUACCGCUACAGGCCACGCAUCGCUGCUACUUACAUGCUCAGGGAUACCGGCAACUCUGGUUUCUCCUUGCCUGUCAACCAGAUCACACCUACUGCUGAAGAGACCCUGGACUCUCUCCUAGCUAUCAUUAGAGAAGCUAAGUUCAUUAAUGUUCUUUUACUCUGUACAGUUGCUGGUCCGGUGGACAUCCAAAAAAUGUCGUUAAAAAUAAUUCCAAUAAUUUCAAUUUUAAUAUUAAGUGUAGCUAGUGAACCUUUCCGAUUUGAUAAUUAUACUUUAUACAAAGUUCUACCGAAAAAUUUGGAAGAAAUUAAAAUACUUGAAGAUUUGCAAAAUUCUGGAGCUGAUUUUGAUUUUUGGGAUGAUCCAGUACCGACUGCUGAUUACAUAAAUGUUUUGUCUAAGCCUGAAUUAAAGAAUGAUCUUGAAGGAUUUUUGGCAGCGCAAGGAAUUGAUUUCGUAAUUACUCUGCCAAACAUUCAAGAAUUGAUAGACAAAGAAAAGAAAAAACGCUACACAAGGAGCAAUGUCAAAACCAUGGAAUGGGAUGACUAUUAUACUUUAGAAGACAUAAACGAUUGGCUUGAUGAUCUCGCUAAAGCAUUUCCUGACGUAGUUUCAACUAUAGUCGGUGGAACAUCCCAUGAAGGCCGUAUUAUCAAAGGAGUUAAGAUUUCCCAUGGGCCUGGUCGUAGAGCCGUUUUUAUAGAAAGUGGCAUCCAUGCUAGGGAAUGGAUUGCACCAGCUACAGCUAAUUAUGUCAUUAAUCAGCUUCUGUAUAGCAAUGAUGAGGAAACUAAGGCUGCUGCGCAUGAGUUUGAUUGGUAUAUCUUUCCUGUGACCAAUCCUGAUGGUUAUAUUUGGACGCAUGUUGGAUACAGGCUAUGGCGUAAGAACAGACGUAAAUUCGGUGACGAAUACGGUGUAGACCUCAAUAGAAACUGGAAUGAUAAUUGGUUAGUGAUAGGAGCCAGCUCAAAUCCUGCCAGCAACACUUACGCCGGUCCUGGCCCAUUUUCUGAGAUGGAAACCAGAACUUUAGCCACAUACAUAGCGAAUAUGGCCGAUAAAAUAGACCUGUAUUUAUCUUUCCACUCUUCGGGACAAAUUCUUUUGCUGCCGUUCGGAAACACUACUGAACCGUUGGCUAAUUAUUAUGAUGCUAUGAAGAUUGGUAGACGUGCUUUGGGAGCAUUGGCGUUCAGACAUGGAACGCAGUACACUAUAGGCAAUAUUGCUGAAGCUAUAUACUUCGCAGCAGGAACCAGCGUAGACUGGGUAAAGGAACGUCUGAAAAUCCCUCUAUCAUAUUGCUACGAGCUUCGGGACCGAGGCGUCUACGGCCACCUACUCCCACCAGACCAGAUCUUACCAACUGGAGAAGAAACCAUGGAUUCUAUUAUUGAGAUGGUGUGGCAAGCCAAGAGAUUUGGUUACAUGAAAGCUAGUAACGCCACUGCUUUGAAACUUUCUGUUCUUCUUUAUUUGGCUGUGAUUGUGAAAUUGUUCUUUUAAAUGGAACUUUAAGGCUAUCAUUUCGUUGCACUUUUUGAAAUUUCUUAUUUGGGGUUUUCGCAGCAUGUAUAAAAAUACCCGGAUUAAUUCGUGUGGAAUCUACUGGAUACUUUGUUUUUGAUGUUGAUUUGUUUUUAUUAAUUAAAGUUUUGUUGUUUAA